CGUGGAGAUCAUGAAACGACGUCGGCUUCCUAGCAGCAGUGAGGAUUCUGACGACAAUGGCAGUCUGUCCACCUGGUCCCAGCAUUCCAGAUCUCGACAUCGGAGGACUUCAUGUUCCAGACAUGAGGAUCGAAAACCUUCUGAGGUGUUCAGAACGGACCUGAUCACUGCCAUGAAGUUACAUGACUCCUUCCAGCUGAACCCUGAUGAAUACUAUGUGCUGGCAGACCCCUGGAGGCAGGAGUGGGAAAAGGGAGUUCAGGUGCCAGUUAGCCCAGGGACCAUCCCAGAACCAGUAGCCAGGUAUACUGUCACGUUUACGCGCCCCAGGAAGUACAUUGUUUCGUCAGGUUCGGAGCCUCCAGAGCUGGGCUAUGUUGACAUUCGAACCUUAGCAGACAGCGUGUGUCGCUACGAUCUCAAUGAUGUGGACGUAGCAUGGUUGCAACUUGCCAACGAAGAAUUCAAAGAAAUGGGGAUGCCUGAGCUGGAUGAGUACACGAUGGAGAGGGUCAUAGAGGAGUUUGAACAACGAUGCUAUGAUAACAUGAAUCAUGCUAUUGAGACGGAAGAAGGACUUGGGAUUGAAUAUGAUGAAGAUGUUGUCUGCGACGUCUGUCAGUCUCCAGAUGGAGAAGAUGGCAACGAAAUGGUGUUUUGUGACAAAUGCAAUAUUUGCGUACACCAGGCAUGUUACGGGAUCCUGAAAGUGCCGGAAGGCAGCUGGCUGUGCAGGACCUGCGCACUUGGCGUUCAGCCCAAGUGUUUGCUGUGUCCCAAGAAGGGUGGUGCCAUGAAGCCGACCCGGAGUGGCACCAAGUGGGUCCACGUUAGCUGUGCUCUGUGGAUUCCAGAGGUGAGCAUUGGAAGCCCAGAAAAAAUGGAGCCCAUUACAAAGGUUUCUCACAUUCCCAGCAGUAGAUGGGCACUGGUGUGCAGCCUUUGUAAUGAAAAAGUUGGAGCAUCUAUACAGUGUUCAGUGAAGAACUGCAGAACAGCCUUUCAUGUCACCUGUGCAUUUGACCGUGGCUUGGAGAUGAAGACCAUACUGGCAGAGAACGAUGAGGUGAAAUUUAAGUCAUACUGUCCCAAGCACAGCUCCACCAAGAAAGCAGAUGAUGAGACUUUCAGUGAAAGCCCAGGUCAGGAGAAUGGGAAUGGGAUUCAGGACAGCUCUCUUCCUGCCCACAUCGAGCCUUUCCACAGCAUGGAUCAAAACCAGGAAGAGGCCCACAGAGUCAGCCUUCGCAAGCAAAAGCUCCAGCAGCUGGAGGAUGAGUUCUACACAUUUGUUGAGUCUUUGGAAGUGGCUAAAGUGCUGCGGCUGCCCGAGGAGCCAGUGGGAUUCCUUUACCAGUACUGGAAGCUGAAGAGAAAAGCCAACUUCAAUAAACCUUUGAUUACCCCAAAGAAGGAUGAAGAGGACAAUCUGGCUAAACGGGAACAGGAUGUUCUGUUCAGAAGACUGCAGCUCUUCACACACCUCCGGCAGGAUCUAGAGCGGGUGCGUAAUCUCACUUACAUGGUGACCCGAAGGGAAAAAAUCAAGAGAUCUGUUUGCAAAGUUCAAGAACAGAUAUUUAAUAUCUACGCAAAGCAGCUGGAACAAGACAGAGUUUCAGGUGUGCCUUCCUCAUUCUCCUCAAUGGAAAACACGGUGUUGUUCAAUAGUCCAUCCGUGGGCCCCAAUGCCCCUAAGAUAGAGGAUUUGAAAUGGCAUUCUGCAUUCUUCAGGAAACAAAUGGGCACAUCUCUAACCCACUCUUUGAAAAAAUCACACAGGAGAGACAGAGUAAGAAACAGCUCUGGGAGUGACAGCAAAUCCAUGCUGAGGCAGCCCAGCCAAAGGGAAGGCGGUGCAGCUGCAGGUAGCUUUUUAAAUUUUAACAAGACCUUUGCAGAAACACGGAUUGUAUCAGCACAGCAGAAAAAUGGCAUAGUUAUACCGGACCACAGAAAAAGAAGAGACAAUCGUCCACAGUGCGAGGUGAUCAAGGCAGAACUAAAGGAAAAGACUUCUAAACACAACCACAAACCAUUGAGACCCACAGAACUCUCCCAGAGGCAAUCAGAAAAUAAAAGGGCUGUGAACCACUCCAGUGGUAGGUCAGCACCUGGCACACGGAGGGAUAUAGUGCCUAAAUGCAAUGGGGGUCUUGUCAAAGUAAACUCUAAUCAGACAGUAGUUAAAGUGCCUACGACGCCCACGAGCCCAGUGAAAAACUGGGGCGGAUUCCGAAUUCCAAAGAAGGGGGAGAGGCAACAGCAGGGUGAGAGCCUGGAGGAGACCUGCCGCCAGAACGCCAGCUACCCCUACCUGGGCGUGGGCAGAGUUUCACCGAAGGACAGGGCAAAAAGCAAGCUAAAGCCUGACAGCGAGAACGAUGGGUACAUCCCUGAUGCCGAAAUGAGUGACUCAGAGACUGAAGUGGCUGGAAAAAAGUGCAGGCAGCAGAGGCUCAGUCCAAACAGCACUAUCAGCAGAAGGACGGACAUUAUUAGGAGAAGCAUCCUGGCAUCCUGACGGGAUGCAGGGACACGGUGUCAGCACCGUGGUCAGUAGAGUCACUGCCUACAAGCCAACUUCACAUUAUUUAUUGGUGUGAGAGAGAAGAGUUCUUAGACAAGGCUACAGACUGACAAAUUGAUAACCCAUUAUUCCUGAGCUGUAUAAACAUGUUUACAUGCACUUAAAAAGCUGGGGUUUUUUUUGCCCCCCCUGCCCCCCAAUUCUGUGAGAAGUUUGAAU
This is a messenger RNA of Gavia stellata (red-throated loon), 2749 nucleotides long. It is a transcript of the gene JADE1, whose product is annotated as jade family PHD finger 1. Gene Ontology annotation, biological process: regulation of transcription by RNA polymerase II. Gene Ontology annotation, cellular component: histone acetyltransferase complex. The transcript has 10 exons. The record is from RefSeq and is a predicted model, not a curated record. NCBI's taxonomy places the organism in Eukaryota, Metazoa, Chordata, Aves, Gaviiformes, Gaviidae. Bases 11 to 2524 code for a protein of 837 amino acids.